ACAGGGAUCAAGUGGCAGAAAUGCGUGAAAAUCCACAGGUGAAAAACUGAUCUGCUGAUUUGAUUCAUUCCAGCUGUGAUUUCUCGCAUCAGAUUCGGUAAACAGAAGCUGGUAAGGUAACAGAGAGGUACUGAAGGAUAUGGCCAUAAUCUGGAUAUCGUUACUCUUGCAAGUAGCAUUUGUUAUUGGAUCAAAUUAUAGAUAUGUGGAACACGAUCGGGACCUAAAAGCGAAGCUAACCAGUUAUAAUACGAAGAAUAACCAGCAAGCGCAUCUCCGGAAGCCCCAUUCAGGUUUAGCGCAGAAGAUCGAGGAGCAGGUACCCAGAGUGGUGACUGCGUUUCUGCACACGGGGGAUUCCUCCACCUUAGAACACGCCAAUUGCUCCAGGAGAUAUGAGCUGGCGUUGUUGCGGGGAAGGACGCACGGAGACGCGCAUCACUCCAUGCGCAGCGUGCUGGACACGGUCCUUCACGCCACGAACUUCCUAAACAUGAUCCUACAAGCCAACAGGUCCAGAGACCAGAGCCCCAGACGUGACAUGGAGUGGUACCAGGCUCUGGUCAGGAGUAUUCUGGUUGGAGACCUCAAGAUCCAUCGAUCCAUGGUCACCGUGGGCGCAGAGUCCGUACCCGAAGGUCCAUCUGUUUACCUCCAGGCCACACGAGCAGGUGGAGAGAUCAUCCUCCAGGAUUUAUCCAGCAAUGCCCACCGUAUGUUAAAAAACAGAACGGCAGAUACCGAGUGGUACCAUGAGCAUAAAAAUAAAAAGAAGACCCAGCUCCAAAAGCGUGUGCUGAGUCAAGAUUUUGCCUCUUAUGACGCGUCUGUGCGCAACGGAGAAAGUUAUAUUACCGACAAAACUCAGAUUCAUUGGUCAGCUCCGUAUCUGGAAUGUGCAAAUGGAAAUUUCAUUCCCAGAUGGCUCUUAACAUUGUCUGCUGGCUUCUAUGGCCUCAAACCCAACCGGAGUCCUGACUUCAGGGGUGUUGUUCGUGUGGAUGUCAGUCUGCAGGAUGUGGAUAUUGAUCAGUGCUCAGCAGAUGGCUGGUUUGCAGGAACCCACAGGUGUAACCUCACUACUAUGGAGUGUUUGCCAAUUCCUGGUCAUGGAUUUGUGCUGGAUAAGUACAGAUGCCACUGCAAAAGUGGCUUUUACCAUCCAAGCAGAGUUGCAGUCAACGGCAUUAAAAGUAACUCAGGUGGGAAGGGCAUGGAAGUGUUGCCAUAUCACAGGGAUGUUCCAGAAAGUUCCAGCCAGUGUCUUCCCUGCCAGGUGGGCUGCUCUUUCUGCAGAGACGACACGCCUUGCGUGGCCCGAGGCAACGGCCCCCUGCGUAUGGCUGUGCUCUCGUUCCAGGGCUUAUGCAUGUUGGUGGACUUCAUCAGUAUGGUGCUGCUGUAUCACUUCCGCAGGAACAAGAGUAUCAGAGCAUCAGGACUCAUUCUGUUGGAGGCGAUAAUGUUUGGAGCACUGCUACUUUACUUUCCGGUGGUGAUUUUGUACUUCCAGCCUAGUGUGUUCCGCUGUAUUCUACUGCGAUGGGUUCGUCUGCUUGGGUUUGCCACUGUCUAUGGAACGGUCAUUCUCAAACUCUACAGGGUUCUGAAGGUGUUCCUGUCACGCACAGCUCAACGGAUCCCCUACAUGACGAGCUGGAGAGUUCUGCGUCUGCUGUGUGUCAUCCUGCUCAUUGUGUUGUGGUUCGCAGUCGCCUGGACCUCUGCUGUUUGUCAGAACCCAAACAGACAUGUCGCUCUCAUCAGUGUGGGCUUCACCACAGACGGCCUGCAGUUCAGCAUGUGUCUGCUGGACCGCUGGGAUUACAUGAUAGCUGUGGCUGAAUUCCUCUUCCUGCUGUGGGGGGUGUAUCUGUGUUACGCUGUGAGGACUGUACCCUCUGCCUUCCAUGAGCCACGCUACAUGGCCAUCGCAGUGCACAAUGAACUCAUCCUCUCUGCAAUAUUCCACACUAUAAGGUUUACCCUUGCAUCUGAACUGCACCCGGACUGGAUGUUGAUGCUAUUUUUUGCUCAUACACACCUGACAGUCACUGUCACUUUGGGGUUACUGCUUGUGCCAAAGUUCUUGUUUGCGGGGACACAUAUAAGAGAUGACAUUGCUACAGAGGCUUAUGAAGAUGAAUUGGACAUGGGACGGUCGGGGUCAUACCUGAAUAGCAGCAUCACGUCUGCCUGGAGUGAGCACAGUCUGGAUCCAGAGGACAUCCGGACACCAGAGGAAAUGGGCCAGCUAAGUUCUAGUUAUGGCUGUGGCGUAAGGUCUUGCGACAGCCUUUGGGAAAAACUUACCAACGAAGAGCUGAAGAAACUCUAUUCCCAGUUGGAGAUCUAUAAAAGAAAAAAGAUGCUGGCCAACAAUCCUCACCUGCAGAAGAAGCGCAGCUCUAAGAAAGGCCUAGGCCGCUCCCUCAUGAAGCGCAUCACUGAGAUUCCAGAGACAAUGGGGCGCCAGUGCAGCCGCGAGGACAAGGACCUGGGUGACCAUGGGAGUAACCGAAACAGCAUCUGUGUCCUGAGAAAGAACCCUUUUGAACCCUCACACUCUGUGAAGACUGCCAAAGAUGAGUCCUUGAAGAGCAAAGUUUUCUCGCUUAAAAAAUCCCACAGCAGUUAUGAUCAUGUCCGUGACCAUAGUGAAGGUUCUAGUAGCUCAGUUACCGACAAGAUGGAAGUGGCACCCACAGAAGGCUCUCUCCUUGAAACCCUGAUGGGCAAGAAGCUAGUCAAGAAGUCCUCAGAGAAGAUCGAAGUAGCCAGUGAGUCAACAGAAUCAGUUCCCUUGGUGUGCAAGUCAGCCAGUGCUCACAACCUGACCGCUGAUAAGAAACCAAUCCACCCAAGAACAUCCAUGCUGCAGAAAUCUCUAAGUGUUAUUGCUAGUGCCAAAGAGAAGACUCUUGGUCUAACAGGAAAAUCUCAAGCAGCAGAGGAUCCAACCAAGAAAGCUAAUCAAAAGAACAAAGAUACCAAGACUUCAGUUGAAGCUGAAGAAAAGGAGGGUUAUCCAAAGAUGAUUAUCAGUCAGUCAGUGGAGUACAAGCAGACAGCUGCCAAAACCGGGAUAAUGAAACAACAGAUAAGUGGAAGCCAGCCCUCCAUUUGCUCAGAACAAGCCAAGGGGAAAGACCUGUAUGACCUUUCUGAAGUGUGUCCUUGGGAAGUGGAGGACUUACCGACCCCCUCAGAAAAUAAGGUCCAGAAACAUGUGUCCAUUGCCCCCGAGCAGACCACUACAGUCCAUGGAGGCAGCAACAAGGUGACAAAGCCACAACAGCAGAAACAUAAAGGCACAGAGCAGUCACCCUCGGUGGCCAGACAUCCAAACCAGAAAGUUGUAGACAGAACAGACAUCUGUCCAUGGGAGGAGCGUGAUGAGGACCAUGGUCAGGCAACAUGGCCCAAACCUCCCUCCAAUAGUAAGCCUGCCAUGUCCCAACCCCAGGCAUCUGGAGAAGUCGCCACGGUUUCAAGAGCAGAGGUUUGUCCAUGGGAUUUUGAGGAAAUGCAAAGCAAGCCAAAGGACUCGGCUUGCUCCCCUGUUCAGAGCAGAGCUAAAAAGGGCACCACACCAACUGAGAUCAAAGGCAAAAUAAGCUCCUCAUCUAAUAAUGUCAAGGACAAGGGUACUACCCCUACAGAUGGCAAAGCAAAAACUCUGACAGAGUUCACUAAAUCAACAGGCAGCUCACUCCAGCCUCCCUCUAAAGCAGACAUUUGUCCAUGGGACUUUGAAACUGUUUCAAGUCCCAACUCUGACAAGAACCCUAGCUCUUCUCACGUUCCUAAAACAAAGGAGACCCAUGCUAUAAAGAAGGGGACUUCCCCUCUAAAACUAUUAGAGACAGAAAAAGAGAAUACAAAGUCUGCAGAUGAUGAAAAAGUGAAAUCAAAAGCAAAAGACAAGGUCACCACUAGCAAGACAAAAGAAAGACCAGUCAGCCAGUCUAAGUCAGCUGAGGUUUGCCCGUGGGAUGUUGAUAGUAGUCAGGAAAUUGUCUCAAUGGAUAAACAUAAAAGCCCAAAUGUUGCAAUAGCAAAAAGCAAGCAAGCUGAUGUAUCCCCUUGGGAUUUUGAAGAUGCAGCUACUAGUAAAGAAGCAAAUAGGAGCACCAGUUCAUCCGCAGGCAAACAGAAAAGUCAUAAUUCCAAAGGCAGAGUAACUAGCGAUGUCAAAAUGUCAGAUGUCUGCCCUUGGGACUUUGAUGGCCAAACAUCAACAAAAAAGGCAUGAUAAUUUACCUAAGCGAACCAUUAGAUAGUCCUCAUUAUAUGUGCUUUUUCUUUCAUAAAUACACCAUGGAAUAAAAACUUUAAUAGAAUUUAUGGUGAUUUGAAGAAGAAAAUCAACAAGCCGCACAAGAUGCCUUUCUCUUCAACAGUUUGUUUUGAGUUUUUUUGGAAAAAUAUAUAUAUAUAUAUACAUUUUUUUUUUUUUUAUACCAAAAAAUGCAACAACUCACCAGGCAUUCCAGAUUAUGAAGUAUUUGUCGAACCUUUAAAUAGUAAUGGUAGUUUACAAUUAUGCAACUCUUUAUGUGCAAUGCAAAAAGUAUGCCUAUACUCAUCACUUGCAUCCUUAUUAACAUUUGAACUCUCUUAAUAGCUGCAUCUGUAGCCUCUCCUUGACUCUGGCUUCCACAAAAGAUUGUUCAAGUUCCUGUUACAUAGGAUCUUUGUCUGGAACAUGCAUGAAGUGUCAUGGGGUCUGAUCUAUUUCCAUUUUUCUUUUGUUGUGUUUCAUACAUUAUGGUUUGGUUUGAGUAAAAAUAAAUACUUGCCAAAGAUAAAGGUAACAUCCAAUAAAUAUAAGAACUCAAACCUCAAGAGAAUAAUAGAGAUAUUUGUACAGUGUGCCGAAUUCAGAUGGCUGCUUGUUGGGAAAUUAGUCUGUAGCACUUUAGUAAAGAGUAUACUUAGAAGUACAUCAACAGAACAUAACUCCAUUCUUAUUUGCCCUUGUUUGUCUUUUGGCCUUGCUGGUUUUUGCCAGUGAGAUCAUAUGUGCGGAUCUGCCACACUCUUUUAGUUUUCCUAACUAUUAAAAAGAAGUUUGUGACGAGGAUGAGGGCAUGGCCGGGCCGUGAUAGAGCAUGACCGGCGCUGAGUCAGCUGAUCAGCGGGAGAGCGAGAUAAGGGGCAGCCAGAGACGCCGGUUCGGGAGAGAGAGAGAUGCACGCGGCCGCGCUGCAUGUGUUUGUUUAUGUUUGUUUUAUGUUGAGUUUCUCAUUAAACUUUAUGUUGACUGUUCAGCCGGUUCCCACCUCCUCCUUGCCCGUUCGUUACCUGUUACAGUGGUGCCAAAACCCGGGAGGGAGGAGGGAUGUGCUGUCACGGAGUCCUCAACGCUACCAUCCGCCAGGGGAGCAGCCGCAGCCGUCUGCCAUGGGACGGAGGGGUCGCUGUUGACCACCGAGAUUCAGAGGAACCGCGGCCAUCUGCCGAGAAGCGGAGGAGUGUUUCUGUCUGCCAGGGGCCAGAGGACUUGCUGCCAUCCACCAGGGGUGGAGGAGCGGUUGAGGACUGGGCGACAGAGCGUCUGUGAGCUGGCGAGCAAGUUCUUCUCUCUCUCUCUCUCCUCUCUCUCUCUCUCUCUGUGUGUGUCUCUGCUCACCAUUUCCCUCUCCCCACGCCUCCCCUCAUCUCUCAACCAGGUUCACAGGAGGCAGGGUGGACCAACAGCCGGAUGGGCAGCGUCUCCCCUCCAGAGAUGGGGGGUGGGGGGGUGGGGGGGGUUGGGGAGUUAGUCAGACCGGUGGUGCCCCAGCCUGAAUCGGGCAGGGGAGGAGUGUGACGAGGAUGAGGACAUGGUCGGGUACGGUAGGUGCUGAAUCAGCUGAUCAGCAGGAGAGCGAGAUAAGGGGCAGCCUGAGAUGCCGGUUCGUGAGAGAGAGAGAAACGCACACGGCCACGCUGCAUGUGUGUCUGUGUUUGUUUAUGUUUCUUUUAUGUUGAGUUUCUCAUUAAACUUUAUGUUGACUGUUCAGACGGUUCCCACCUCCUCCUUUCCCGUUCGUUACCUGUUACAAAGUUAAAAAAAUAUAAAAUAUCCAACGCUUCCAAAUUUUCUGAUAUUUUAUCCUGAAUGUGCCUAUUUAGUCCUGUACCAGUCUUAUUUGUUUUGGGAAAUGGUAUUUAUUUAUUUUUUUCUUUUCAUAACCCAUGUUACACAUACCCAGUGAAACACUUGAUGAUAAUCAACAUAUUAUUUUGGAAAAAGAAAUUAGAUUUAGUUUAUAUAUUAGCAAUUUUCAAAAUUUUAAUUGAUUUUUGAAUGGGGUAUGCUAAAAAACAAAAAAACAAACAAAAUCCACUAUUCAGUUCACGAGACCAUAGACUACAGUUUCUCUCGGCGUAGGGCACAUUCAUAAAGCGAGACUAAUUUUUGCCUAUAAUGUCUUUCCUUUUCUUGUAAAGAUUUGACAACUUCUGACAAAAUAUAACAUUAUAUCAAAUCUUAUGUAUUUCAUAUCAAAUUCUGACCCAAGCCUCAAAGUUUUUUCUUAAACUUGUACAGUACAGUACCUGAUACCCAUUAGCAUUUUAUGAUGAUUAGGUGAGACAGGAAGUGUUGUAACACAUUUUGUUUCAACGUCAGUUACAUUGUGCUGUGUCUAAAACUUUGACAUAUUCUCUUAUUUAUCUCGUACUUAUUUAUCUGGUCUUAGGAUGGACUAAACAGCGAAUAAACUGCUAUCAACUGCAAUCCAAUCAAAGAGCGGUUAACACUUCUCUGACCUCAGCUUGCAUCACUUUUCUUCAAAUGGAAUACAUAGACGAAAAUUAUUGCCAAUUAAAGCUAUUAUCAGCCAAAUAACAAAUUACACUGCAUCCAUGUGCACCUCUGCAGUCAAUUCAGGAUGGACUUCAAAUACAUUUAAUCAUUAAUAUUACAAUUCAAUCAAUAUCCUUUAGUUUUAUACAUUGCCCCCCAAAAAUAUUUACAUUAAGUUUGUAUACGUUUACUUUAGUUAACACAAUAGUUAACAUGAAAUACCAUUUUUUACAGAAUUUUUACUUUACUGUAAUUUUGGCCAAAUUUAUUAAAAUUACACCGACCACUGGGUGGCGCAAGUAAAUAACCCAGUUUGCUUGACUUUUGGCAUAGUUUAUUUAUGAACUGAAUUCCUGAGAUCUGAAUUUGAGAUUUGUAUGUGUACUUCUGAAUUUCUACUUGAUCUGAAAAUUUGAACCUAUAAUUCUGUCAUCUGAAUUUUUACAGCUAAUUCCACCUCUAAAACAUUUAAACAAAAAAUCUGCUGUUUAAAAAUAUAAAAUACUAAAAUGCAAAAAUCUUUUUCAAUUUUGUUAAAUGUCACGUCUAAUACUUUAGACAAUCUCAUAGCUCCAUACAUUUUGGGGUGGGUUGUAACACUAACAGAAAACUUCUAUUCUAUUCUAUCUAUUUAGACAUUUUAAAUGUCUAUUUAUGCAUGAAUUUAUGGUGAUAAUCAAAUGUACUUGUUCAGAAUAAUAUUUUUUUAACAUGUACAUUAAACACGUGUAGAUAUUAAAUUAUAUAUUAUAUAUUAAAUUAAACAAGACAAGCUGUUGUUUCAGAUGAUACCAGUUCUGCUAUUUAACAUUUGUUAACAUGAUCGCAAAUCCAGGCCUAUGAACCAGGUGAGAAAUUCUUCUUUCUUACCUCAAAAUUGUUCUCACAUAAAAAAUAAAUUAAUAAAUUUGUUAAUAUUUGUAUACAAACACAACUUCUACUGUCUUCUCAAAGGGUGGUGGUCUUGUAAAAUGAUUUCACUCCUUUAGCUAAUUUCUAAUUCGUUAAAAUACAUCACAUCAUUGUUACAACACUUCCCGGUCACACUCCCUUCUACACUGAUUAAUUUAUUAAUAAAAACCUGGACUUCUCUCUUUGGAUAUUAUAGAGAAUUCUUCUAUUUCUUAGAAGAACACCUUCUGAAACAUGCCCAGUGACUACAGAUGUGAAUUCAACAAUGUAUCUAAAUUACUGUUGGAAUGUUGACAUAUCUUGAAUGCCUUCUCAACACAUGGUCAUUGGUAAUUUGUAAUGAUGUCAAGGUUAUAUAAUGUGUCUCAUAAGGCAUGAAUGGUUGCACAGUAUGAUGCCUAGUAAUAUGACAAGUGAACUGUUUGUUUAAAUGUUGCGUUGUAGUAUUCCAACUGCAAACUCUAUUUUGACCCAAUUUUACUAAAUGGUUUUUAAAUGUAAUGACAGAUAUUCUUGUGUCCUGUAAUGCAGUGUGUGCACACUAUGAUUUAGCAAGAAUACAGAAGAAACAAUUAUACAUUGUAUAUACGUUACAUGUACCAAAGAGGUAAACAAAUUACCUAAAUACCUGUGUCAUUCUUGACACUAAAAUGAUGUCACACUCCAAUCUCUCCACAGUAGGGUUAAUCUACAAGCUUAUCAUUUAAAACUCGUAUUAAUGCUGCCUUCAAGUACUCCUGGAAAGUUUGUAUACUUAUAUGUUUAGGAGUUGUAAUUACGAUGUGCAUUCAAGUAAUUUUGGUUGGGGGGAAAAAAAUUAUGUGUUUUUGAUGAAAUUGAUGCAUUUUCAUAUUUCGUUCUCUCUUUUCACUUACUGAAAAAAGCAAUUCUUCUUCAACAGUACACAAAAUGUAUAUGAACUAAACUGUACAUUCAGCAUGAUAAAGUUAAAUUAAAAACUUAAUUAUGACCAAAAAUAAUUUGCUUCCAUAAGUUAUUCUUUAACUGAAAUGUCUCUAACUUAGAGGGAAUAUCCAGUGUUUCCCAGUGAAUUAUGACAUUGUAUUGAUUACUUGACUGAUUUUUUCAUGGAAAAAGGCAUUACAUUACUAAAUACUUACAGUUUAAAGUUAAUCUCUAAAACACUUUUUUGUUUGUUUGUUUGUGUUUUUGUGUGUGCUCAACAAAUUCAACAUAAUGUCAAUAUUUAAAUUUACUCCUUGUUCAUUGUCGCAAUAAAGUGAAUAUCUGCAGACGUACAUAUUAACACAAUUCAUGUUUUACAUUUAUUAUUCUUUAUAAGUAAUAUUUUUAUAUAUAUAUUUGUAUUCCACGUAAUGCACAAAGUAAUUAAUUUAACUGAAAGUCAGUAAUUGUAAUCCGAUUACAAAAAUUCUAAAUUCAAUGUGUUACACUACUUUCUGACAAAUUUGAUUACAAUAACAAAUUACUUUGUAAUCAUAUUACACCCAACACUGGUUCUCAGCUUGUAAAUAUGAUCAUUCCAUGACUUGAAGGCAGCAUUAAACCAUAGUAAUGUAUUGACAACAAUGCCAUUGUCAAGAAAGAAUCAUUACCUCCCCUGAUUUAUGAUAAUGGGUCUGAUUGUCCUUCUUAAAAUUUACAGCAGAACCCAGAAUUUCUGUUAUCCUCAUCUGGAGAUGUGCUCAUGGAUUUAUACUGUAAAUAUACUAAAGGGACCUUUCACCAACCUAGUUCUACUGCCCCUUAACUGUCCAGUCAUCCCAUACCCUGCUAAGAACAGAAUCUGUUCUUAAUGUAUGCCUAGAUGGACGUGUAAAAUGUACCAACUUUGUUCCAUAGACAAUGCUUCUGGGAAUGGUUGUUGUAUCGUAGUGCAUCCCUCUAGUUUACAAAUUUUACCCAUCUGCAACUACUCGGUUGAUCUGUAUGUAGUAUGAUGUAUGCAUCCGACUCAUGACCUGUUAAAGUUGAAUGGUAACCUUGCCUAUUACAUUGUCUUGGUGCAAUGUUUAGUUCAGUUUGUGGAGUUUACCGAAGUGUGUUUUUAUCUAUUUCUGAAGUUAUUUUAGUUAUUUAGCUUGUUCACUUGGGCCCCACACGUGUCCCACCAUCGUCACGUAUCAGGGGACACUCCUACUACUUAACGCUGUAUUGUCUUAGCUCUUACUCUCAUUGCUUCUGCAUGAUGAUGAGAAAUUAGUAAGACUGAUGUUUCACUGCCCUUGAUAGAACUUAAAAAAAACAAUCUUUGAUCUUUAUUGGACUGUUACAAGUUGUAUAGUGAGUGAAACUGUACCCUACCCACUGUGUUAUGUGCUUGUUAUAUUACAUGCUCUAUGACAAGCUUAUAGCAUACACAUACGGAAAUAUUUGGUAGAUUUAUAUUGUGUAACAUUGUGAUAGCAUGUACAUAAAAAAUACCUCCUCUGCAAUAAAGCUUUCUAUAAAAAGCAGUUUUGUGAUUGAAUAAAAUUGAAUUGUAUAAGAAAAAGCAGCUACACAUUAAUUUAGAACAGUGGUUCCCAACCUGGGGUCCGGAAGAUAGUGCUCCCUCUCUUUCGCACACAUGCGUGACCAAACAGUGCGCGGGGAGAAAGAGAGAUAAGAUAUGAUACAUAAGCCCUGCUUUAGUUACUGAAACUGUCGGCAUCUGUUUUGCCACAAAGGACGGAGAAGCAAUCGCACUGAGUAAAUUACCUUUUGGUGUAAGCAAUUAUUAUAUUCACAUUUGUCAACCAUUAUGUAUAUACAGUAUAUAUCAGUGGCAUGCAGUCAGCCCCUUCAAACCCUUCGGAGAAGGGGUGACAUAAAUGGAGAUGGAAAAAUUAUUUAAAUUAUGAAACAUUCUUUCCCCAUUUUUAUUUAUUAUUUUUUAUUUUUAUGUAUAUGCAUUUAAUAAAUCAAUUAAAAUACAGA
Myxocyprinus asiaticus (Chinese sucker) is the source of this 10609-nucleotide messenger RNA. RefSeq names its product probable G-protein coupled receptor 158. Gene Ontology annotation, cellular component: membrane. Gene Ontology annotation, biological process: G protein-coupled receptor signaling pathway. Bases 140 to 4255 code for a protein of 1371 amino acids. The transcript has 12 exons. The record is from RefSeq and is a predicted model, not a curated record. Lineage: Eukaryota; Metazoa; Chordata; Actinopteri; Cypriniformes; Catostomidae. Gene Ontology annotation, molecular function: G protein-coupled receptor activity.